AUGGCGCUCCUACCUCGGCGGUUUCUGUUCGGAGUUUGCGCUGUAGUGCUGGUGAUCGGCCUCGCAAACUCUGUGCACGGCGAGGCGGCGCCGGUCGUGGUCGGCCUGGCCAGGUGCUCGGACUGCACAAGGAAGAACAUGAAUACCGAGGCAGCUUUCAAAGGUCUCCAAGCCGCUGUCAAGUGUAAGAAUGGCGAGGGCGAGUACGAGAGCAAGGCCGCGGGGCAUGUGGACAAUUCCGGCGCCUUCAGCGUCCCCCUGAACGUGGGCCUCGUCGGCGAUGACGGCGAGCUGAAGCAGGACUGCUUCGCGCAGCUCCACAGCGCGUCUGGUGCGCCGUGCCCCGGGCAAGAGCCCUCCAAGAUCAUCGCGGCACGGCCCGGCCGCGACGGCCAGACGACUUUCGUGGCGCUCGCCGGCGAGGUGCACCGACCGUUGGCUGAAUGCGCCUCGGCGUUCUUGUGCCAUCCUCUGCACAAUCACCACCUGGCCGUCUUCCACAAGCCCGUGAUUGUCCGUCCCAAGCCCGAUCAUUACCAUGAUCAUGACCACGAUCAUGGCCACGAUCACGAUCAUGAUCAUCACCACGACCAGGAUCUCCCGCCUGCUGUCAACAAGCCGCCAACGACGCCGGUGUACACGCCGACGAUGCCAACCCCCACGCCGAUCUACCAUCCCACGGCCCAGCGUGACGCCGUCACGGAGCCACAGCUCUUCAAGAAGAUGCUCCUGUUCCUCAAGAAGCUACCGUUCUUCCCUCCUGCCAAGCAGAGCGGCAAGCCGUAG
Triticum turgidum subsp. durum (durum wheat) is the source of this 786-nucleotide messenger RNA. NCBI's taxonomy places the organism in Eukaryota, Viridiplantae, Streptophyta, Magnoliopsida, Poales, Poaceae. The record is from the annotation of a GenBank genome assembly.